AUGUUGGCCGCUCUAAAAGCUGCUGCUGCGAGCAGUCAACAGAAUGAUGGACUGCAAAGGGACAAAUCACCGGCGCCCGCCGCCCCGAAGCCCAGCAGUGAGUCCACUGCGACAGGUGCAACCGGUGAGAAAAGUGAUAAACCCGCAAGACCGUCGAUAAGUUUGUUUGGCAAGAAGACGUCCAUGUGGAACACACUGCAUAAGAUGAUAGCAAAAGAAAAAGCCGCGCCCGCACAGAAAAAGUAUGAGAAUACCUACAAAAUGAAACCAGAUCCAGGCAGCGAGUUCCGAUCUCAUUUAGUUCGCCAGACCAUCGAGGACAUACUGUGCACCAGGCUAGAGGGGGAGAAAUAUGACCCCAAAAAAGCGGCACAACUGGCACGAAACCUGUCUGACGUCAUAAAAACCAGAGUGAAGAAAUUACACAUCCCUCGCCAUAAAAUAGUCGCACAUGUGAUCGUCGGGUCGUGCCAGGACCAAGGUUUGAAAUUGGGAAGCAGGUGCGUAUGGGACGAGAAAACAGACAACUUCGCGUCGGGUUCUUUUAAAAAUGGUUCGAUAUUCUGCGCAGCAACAGUUUAUGGGAUAUAUGUUGAAUAA
Messenger RNA from Saccoglossus kowalevskii, 600 nucleotides. RefSeq names its product dynein light chain Tctex-type 5 pseudogene. The record is from RefSeq and is a predicted model, not a curated record. NCBI's taxonomy places the organism in Eukaryota, Metazoa, Hemichordata, Enteropneusta, Harrimaniidae.